Messenger RNA from Pocillopora meandrina, 1504 nucleotides. NCBI's taxonomy places the organism in Eukaryota, Metazoa, Cnidaria, Anthozoa, Scleractinia, Pocilloporidae. The record is from the annotation of a GenBank genome assembly.
AUACAUAGCCUUGGUGUCCAGUAUUUACUGCAGAAUCCUGAACAAUUCAUAGAGAGUAACACUGAUCAUUCUUGGCAAGACUAUUUGAGCAUUAUGUCAUGUCAGGGAACAUGGGCUGAUGCAAUUAUAAUUCAAGCAGUGGCCAAUUGUCUAAAUCUGUCAAUUCAUAUUGCCGAAUCAUUUGAAACUUUUGCUCCUGUUACUGUUGUUCAAGCAGUGAAUGUGACAGGGGAAUACACAAACAUUUACAUUGGACACAUAAGUGAAACUCAUUAUGUUUCUACAGUAGAAAAGAGAAAACGUCGGGUUCCGAACAAUAAAACGUGUGAUCAAAGUAUAGUUGAAAAAAAAAUUGAUAAACAUGAAAAGUUACAUGAAAGAGUACAUGAGAAAGAGAAGAGCUAAUGCAGAUUUUAGAAAAAGAGAGAAUCAACAUUCUGUGCAAAGGUACAACAAUACUGAAACAAUUAGGGAGAAAAAGAACCAAACUGUCACAAAAAGGAAAAUGACCAAACCAGAAAGCUAAGAGAAAUUGACAAAAGGUCUAAAAGGAAACGGAAAGCAGAGAACCCAGAUCACAUAAAGGAAAUUGCGAAAAAGUCAUCAAGAAGACAAAAAGUUGAGAAUUCAGAACAGGUCAGAGAAAUUGACAGAAAUUCCUUUAGAAAACGUAAAGAAAAGAAUCCAGAACAUAGAAAAGAAGUUGAUAAACAGAGUUUUAGGAAACGGAAAGCAAAAAAUCCAGAACAUAUAAAAGAAGCUGAUACACAGAGUUUUAGGAAACGGAAAGCAAAAAAUCCAGAACAUAGAAAAGAAGUUGAUAAACAGAGUUUUAGGAUACAGAAGGCAAAAAAUCCAGAAGAUGGAAAAGAAGGUGAUAAACAGAGUUUUUGGAAACGGAAAGCAGAUAACCCAGAACACAGUGAGCAAGUAAACAGAAAGUCAGGAGAACUACUAAAUUCAAACUAUCAAAUUAUUUAAAUAUGGCUAUACCAGCGACUGAAAAUCAAUUUGAAAAUGCUCAGAAGUCAUCACACGUAUCAACUAAUAAUGAUCAGUUGUACAAACAGGGAAGAAUGAAAGCAGUGGUAUUUCUUUAAUAAAUUUGUUUCACGAAAACAUUAAAUGUGGCCCAGAAUACAUAUGUACCUGUUGCGACCAGUUGUGGUACAAGUCUUCAGUAGUGAAGUGUAAUGCUAAUAGGUACAAGGCAUGUUCACAAGAUCUUGUUGAGUCUUGUGUUACUGGGGUAAGAAGUGUAGAAAAUACUGAAUGGAUUUGCAGAAAUUGUGACUCAAAUCUCACGAAAGGCAAGCUUCCCAACUUCUCUAAAGCCAAUAAAAUGAGUUUCCCUAAAAAACCUGACCUGUUAAAUUUAACACCAUUAGAAGAACGGCUUAUAUCACCUCGUAGUCGUAUUCCAUCAGGGGUUACAGAUACACUAUUACAGGAACCAGAUGUAGUAGAAAAUGUAGACAGGAUAAUUUCUUUUGCUCCAGGAGAA